This is a messenger RNA of Hirsutella rhossiliensis, 429 nucleotides long. RefSeq lists its product as uncharacterized. NCBI's taxonomy places the organism in Eukaryota, Fungi, Ascomycota, Sordariomycetes, Hypocreales, Ophiocordycipitaceae. Bases 1 to 429 code for a protein of 142 amino acids. The transcript has a single exon. The record is from RefSeq and is a predicted model, not a curated record.
AUGGGACCAGCUCGUCAGCGGAGUGCAGAAACGACGCGAAGAACCAUCCGCAUCCACCCCAUCCUCUUCAUCGAACUUCACCUAAACACCAGCACGGAGGUUACGGAGGCGGGCACCAUCACGGCGGGCACCGCCCCGGAGGCUACGGAGGCGGGCACCAUCACGGCGGGCGCCGCCUCGGAGGCUACGGAGGCGGGCACCAUCACGGCGGGCACCGCCCCGGAGGCUACGGAGGCGGGCACCAGCACGGCGGGCAUCGCCCCGGAGGCUACGGAGGCGGGCACCAGCACGGCGGGCACCGCCCCGGAGGCUACGGAGGCGGGCACCACCCCGGAGGCCAUGGUCAUUACUGACGCCGAUAUCAAGGCUAUGCUCGAGCGGACAUGGACGACUAUUCGGGCUUGCGCGGAUGCGAGAAAUAAGAUUUAG